AGUCACAUGACGGCGCAGUCAGAAGAACGCAAUGUCCAGAUGAGGGUCCUCACUUGUAGUGGGUUGUGUGCCCUGGCAAUCCUGGGGGGACUUUUUGUGUUGGUAGAGGCGGGUCUAAAAGUUGAAGGAAACGUGUGUGGCCAGAGGAAGUGUGAGCCUAAGGAGUAUUGCAGGGAAAACGACAAGAUAUGUCAGCCCUGUAGGGAUGUCUGCGAGAGGACAUCCAACAACUAUCAGCAGACAACUUGCAACAGCCAAUGUCAAGAUUACAUACACGACAAAUGGUAUGUGAUGAGGCAGGAGGAAGCUGCAGGGGAUGACGUCAGAAGUGAGGUGGCACGACUGACGGUUCUGGUGAUUCUAACGCUAGUCAUAUCGAUGUUAGUACUCCUGGUGCUGAUAGGCACGCUCACUCUGUUCUUCUGUGACAGAAAGCGGAAGAAUAAGCAGUCACCGGUCUACAUCCAGUCAAAUGGUACGAACAACGGGAAGGUGAGCUACAAGACGGAGCCGCUCAAGCUGGACAUGCCUGCGACUGUUCCGCCUCCCAGCACCACGACGGCGACAGCGCCGGCGGCGGCCCCGGUAACGCCGGCCACUACGUCUACUCCUCUAAGCACGCGCCCACGGUACCCCAAGGAAGACCCCACACUGGAGUACGGCGCUUACGACAAUCCGGCCCUAACCCCGUCACCAGUGUUCGAGAAUAAUCCGCCAGAAACAACUCCUGUCAGUAGGCGCCAGGAGAGCUCCUUUUGAACGCGGUACCUGAACACAGGGUUCCUGUGAGACCGUGGAACCCAGAGCACAGGGACUGUACAAGAGAUCCCCUGACUCACUGGAACCAGUGCACAAGGAAUCCAUUGGCUCCAGAAUAUCAAAGGACAAAUGAUUUCUGAACACAAGCUAUUCCUGAAUUCAGAAACUGUGCCAGCACGGUGGAUUCUU
Molecule: messenger RNA, 948 nt
Organism: Cryptotermes secundus
Lineage: Eukaryota; Metazoa; Arthropoda; Insecta; Blattodea; Kalotermitidae
Exons: 4
Coding region: 7-759 (250 amino acids)
Source: RefSeq, a predicted model, not a curated record